AUGAGUUCACAAGACCAUUUGGAGGAUGAUUUUGAAGGCGAAUUUCGAUCGAUUAGAUAUUUGCCUAAACGGAAAAUAGAUAAUGAAGAGCUGGGGGAGUUAGCAACAAAUUCUCUGAAUCUGUAUGUUACUAAUAAAAGAAGCAAAAAAGUAUCGGUGGUGGCUGGUAGUAGUGGUGUGGAUACAAGUCCAGACGACCCCUUAAAUAAAACUGGAUAUUCCAAAAUUGCCACUGAUCUUGCCAAACCCCUACCAGAAACCUCAGAAGAUGAUAUUGAAAUUGUGAAAACCCAAUUGCUUGAUCAACUAAAUGGAAAUUUUGAAAUAUUUUCAUCAACUCCAUCUGUAUCUGAAAAAUAUACUGAGAUUUAUUCAAUAUUUGAACGAACUAUCAGAGACAAGGAAAGCCAUUCGGUUUUAAUGGUGGGGCCUAGAUCUAGUGGAAAAACAACGAUUGUCAAGAGUGCCUUGAAAGAGUUAGACCGCAAUUACAACGGUGAGUUUAUUUCUAUAUAUUUGAAUUCCUCAGUUCAAACAGAUGAUAGUUCCGCUCUUCGAGAAAUAGCAAGACAGUUGGAUAUCAACGUGAAGAAAGACGUUGGUGACGAUGGUUCUGAACCGAUGGGAUUAACAAAUGAGAAGAUCGGGUAUGCAAGUUUUGAAAAAAAGUCAAUAAAUGACACUUUUUCCAAUAUAUUAAGUGUAUUGACUAGCCAUAAAGGGGAGCGGGAUGAAAGGAUGCCGUUGGUUUUUGUAAUUGAUGAAUUUGAAAAGUUCACGGUUGACAACAGACAGACCUUGUUGUACAAUUUGCUAGAUAUCUCGCAGAGUAGCGCCACUCCAAUAUGUGUUGUGGGUCUAACGACAAAAAUUACCACGAAGGAAACGUUGGAGAAGAGAGUUAGUAGCAGAUUUUCUCAAAGGGUGAUUUCUUUGGUUCAUGAAACUUCAUUAGACAACUUCUGGGAUAACUGCAAGGCAUCACUUUUGUUGCAAGAUUCCACUAUUAAUACAUUGAAAAAUCCAGAAUAUGGGCUUCUGUGGAAUGAGCAUAUUGAGCAAUUGUACUGUAAAAAGAACAGCCUUCUUAGAAACAUGGUUGUUCGGAAUUAUCACUCCGUAAAAGAUUAUCGAAAGUUCAACAAUGCUUGUAGAGUUCCAGUUUCAAAGCUAUCUGCACAUCAUGCAUACAUUGAGGAGGACUACUUCAAAUUACGCAGCGCCGGUAGCAACGGGGUGCAGGAUUUGGUGACUUCAUUAUCAGAUUUAGAAUUGCUUUUGGUCAUUGCUGGUGUAAGAUGGAUAGAGAAAUUUGAAAUUCAAACUAUAAAUUUUAACUUGGCCUACACAGAAUAUCAGGAGAUGGUCAAAGACUUCAAUACUGGUAACGCAAUUGUCAGUUCGGCCUCUUUAGACAACAGAAUUGCGGCAAGCAUCAAAGUGGAUAGAAGAGUUUUAUCCCGAAAGGUGUCGCUAAAUAGUUGGGGCACGUUGUACAAAUUAGGGAUAUUAUUGGACCCUAAAGGUGAUACUGUUGAAGCUCAAUCUAACACCUACAGCUACCAUAUCAACAAAAACUUGAUUAUAGAGGAAAACCAAAUGGUGUUGGUAGAUAUCACGCUCGAUGAGUUGAACAACUUCAUAGAAGACAAGCAUGCGUUCAAAAGAUUUGUUAGGUUGUAG
Candida dubliniensis CD36 is the source of this 1683-nucleotide messenger RNA. It is a transcript of the gene ORC4, whose product is annotated as origin recognition complex subunit 4. Gene Ontology annotation, molecular function: ATP hydrolysis activity; DNA replication origin binding. The record is from RefSeq and is a predicted model, not a curated record. Gene Ontology annotation, biological process: DNA replication; DNA replication initiation. The transcript has a single exon. Gene Ontology annotation, cellular component: nucleus; nuclear origin of replication recognition complex. The coding region runs from base 1 to 1683 and encodes 560 amino acids. Lineage: Eukaryota; Fungi; Ascomycota; Pichiomycetes; Serinales; Debaryomycetaceae.